Nothoprocta perdicaria is the source of this 3491-nucleotide messenger RNA. It is a transcript of the gene SHTN1, whose product is annotated as shootin 1. Lineage: Eukaryota; Metazoa; Chordata; Aves; Tinamiformes; Tinamidae. The transcript is spliced from 16 exons. The record is from RefSeq and is a predicted model, not a curated record. The coding region runs from base 203 to 1894 and encodes 563 amino acids.
AUGAAAGUAUUACAUUUACUGUAUGAUAAUUUUCCUUAUAUCAGUUUUGGGUAGUGUGGAUCUCUUAAAAUAGUUUCAUAGUAGCUCUGAAUUGGAGCCUAAAAUCAACCGCAGCUGCUGGUGUUGGUAGGAGUGUGACAAAAUCAAACAAGAACGAGAUGAGGCCGUCAAAAAACUGGAGGAGUUUCAGAAAAUUUCUCACAUGGUUAUUGAGGAAGUAAACUGUAUUCAAAACCACCUUGAAAUUGAGAAGACAUGCCGUGAAAGUGCUGAGGCUUUGGCUUCCAAGCUGAACAAAGAAAACAAGACCUUGAAAAGAAUUAGUAUGCUUUAUAUGGCAAAACUGGGCCCCGAAAUUAUCACUGAGGAGAUCAACAUUGAUGAAGAAGAUGCGUCUACAGGUCCAGAAGCUGGCUCUGGAUCAUGCAACUCAGUGCAUUGUCAACGCCAAAUCAAAGAGCUGCGAGAUCAAAUUAUCUCUGUUCAUGAGGAAAAGAAGACCUUAGCCAUUGAACUGGAAAACCUGAGGUGCAAACUUGUAGAAGUAAUUGAAGAAGUGAAUAAACUGAAAGAAGAAAAAGCAGUUUUGACAACAGAAGUUAAUAAGCAACAAAAACUGUUGGAAAAAUGUAACAGAGUGUCUGUGCUGGCAGUAGAGGAAUAUGAAGAACUUCAUACCAACUUUGAACUGGAAAAGAAUCUGCGGAAGAAAGCAGAGUCGUUUGCACAAGAGAUGUUUAUUGAACAGAACAAGAUGAAAAGGCAAAGUCAGCUGCUUCUGCAAAAUUCUGCUCCCGAUCAACAGCUUUUGAAAGCUUUGGAUGAAAAUGCUAAACUGACUCAUACGUUAGAGGAAGAGAGGCUUCAACAUCAACAAAAGGUCAAAGAAUUGGAAGAGAAGCUAGAAAAUCAAGCACUACAUAAGGAGAUUAGUCGUCUUAAACAGCAGCUAGAACUUUUGGAAGAAGAUAAAAAGGAACUAGAGCUUAAGUGUCAGAACUCUGAGGAAAAAGCUAGAGACUUAAAGCAUUCAGUUGACGAGCUUCAGAAGCGGGUGCAGCAGUCGGAAAACCCYGCGCCGCCGCCGCCGCCUCCACCGCCACCCCCUCCGCUGCCGCCGCCGCCGCCUCCCAACCCCAUCCGGUCUCUCAUGUCAAUGAUUCGUAAGAGAUCCCACUCCAACACCAACGUGAGCAAGAAGGAGAAACCUCCUCAGCAGGAGUCAGGUGAGGAAGUCACGGAUCUGAAGAGACAAGCUGUGGAAGAAAUGAUGGACAGAAUCAAGAAGGGAGUUCAUCUGAGGCCGGUCAACCAGGCGAGCAGGCCUAAAACAAAGCCAGAAACACCAAAGCCCUCUGAAAGUGCAAUGAAAGAACUGAAAGGGAUUCUGGAAACACUGAACAAAUCCACCAGUUCUCGAAGCUUAAAAUCCCUCGAAACAGACAGCAGCGAAACGGAGCUGGAGCGAGUUCUGCGGCGCCGGAAAGUGACAACCGACCAGGACAGUGGCGAUCCCACUGGAAUUUUGGCCACAUCAGAAUCAAAGUCUCUGCCUGUGUUGGGCUCAGAAGCCAGUGCUGUUCAAGCAGCAUUAAACAAGCUGGAAACAGGGUUCAGCUGYAAAGAAUCUGAUUCAGAGUCUGCUUCUGACCAAUUAAAGGGUAGCACAAGUUCCAAGGCUACAUUGAAGUCAGCUAGUCACACGGGAUUUACAAGCAAACCUUCUACCGCUGAGAGAGAGCCGGAGGCCGUCGUAGUCUUAGAUCCUGUUUCCACCAGCAGCCAGUUGGAGAACGAGCUACAUCAGCGCAAAAGGAACGAGCAGAAAAGCAAAGCCCUGCACAAAGAAACGAGCGUGGAGAAAAUAAAAGACACAGACAGUUCUAGUUGUUAAUUGUUCUGCCAAACGGCUGUAGCGUUGAGGAAUCUGAAUCCUGCUUAGGGGUGUUACUAGGGCCUGCAGUCUUUACUCCAAACAGUUUUCAAUAAUAGCAAUUGAAACGGUCUUUUUUUUUUUUAAUGCAGUUUUGUUAUAUGCAUUAAUGGGUUAAAUAACUAUGCAUUCCUUGGUCCCUUUUGUAUUUUCAUUUCACUGGUAUAGAUAAGAUGUUCCUAGAUACUGUCACUUUCCUCUUUUCUAAAACUGUGUUUGAAAAGUCCUUUUUUUUAAUAAUUCUUUUCAAGGGGAAAAAAAAGAACUUCUUAAGGUCUGUUUUAAAGCCUGCUGGAAGCCCCUCGUGUCCCUCCUGACUUGAAUGGGCUUUGGCUUAGAUCCUAAAGGGCUCACACACAAAAAUCAUCCUUAGUAUGGGGGAGUUAUAUCAAUAAUGAGACACAUUGCCUUAAAGACAUAUAUUUAAGAACAAGGUUUUGUAGGUCUCCGUUCUGCGGUGCCAGUUCAAAGCACAAACCCCAGGUGCCCGCGGUGGGCGGGUGCCCCGGGCAGGGCUGCUCGCACGGGCAGCCCUUUGGGCGCACAGCUGGAGCGGAGGCCGAAGCUCUUCCAGGGAGGGCCGUUCUCCUCGGCCGAGUUUUGGUGUUACGUGAUAAGGUUUAGAUCAGAUGCAACUGGAGUUAUAGGUGCUGAAAAACAAAAACCACUAAAAACAACCAAAAAAAAAAAAAAAAAUCUCAGGAUCCCAAGAGUUGUGAGGAGUGGCUACCCCUGGGGUUUAGCCACGGCACAAUUCCGAGCUCACAGAAGCCCAGGAUGGCUGAGGCUGGAAGGGACCUCUGGAGAUGAUGGAGUCCAACCCCCUGCCCCAGCAGGGACACCUAGAGCACGUGGCACCAGUUGCUGGGGACCAGCAGUUUGAGAACUCCCAGAUCGCACCCAGUGGCACCAAGAAACAAGUCAUCACUCUGGGUGCUGUAUAAAGGGGUAGCAUUAAUUUAUUUAUUUGAGAAAAUAAAAGCCAAUUUGUCUCAGCCCUUCCUUCCUGUGAGGACAGUGUGAAAGCUGCAGCAUUUUACACUGCCAAUUCCCAUUCCAUUGCAGCUUGUUAUUCUAUAAUGAACAAACAAAUUAAUCAGGGAUCUACCUAAAGCAGACUGCUGUAUCCGAAACUGGGUGGUCAUGUACUUGAGUGCAUCUGGAUUAUUUUUUAUUUAAUGAUCUGAAACAGUGAUAGUGCUACAGGAUGAGUGUUCCGAGUUUGCUGGUUUGACUCUGCAUGCAACUGUCUGGUGCUUUUCAUAAAAAUAAAAUGAUAGUAACGAGUGUGGUAGUUUCACCUCUUUUUUGGUGUUUUUGCAUGUUUGCUAAGAAGAUCUUGAAUUUGAUCUCAUUGCUGGACUAYGUAUGAUUCCUAUAUUUGGGGAAAUUUGUCUCUCAUUUUGUUAAAUAUCUUAAUUUCUGUGUUUUCCCCCUCUCUGCUGGUUAACUUUGCAYUCUGAUAUCUGUUAUACUGAAUUUACGAUCUGCCAUUUUACCUAUGUAUUUCCUUCAGAUUACUACUGGUGUUUUAAUAUGUUCAAAUAAUACAAAACCA